AUAAAGCGUUUUGAGUUGGAUGCCAGUUUAAUCUACCCCUACACUCAGUCCAGUUAUUAUUUAAAUACGGUUCAUUCGGAAAACUGAAAAAAGUGGAAAAUUUAUUCAAGUGCUGGUAGCCCCAACGAGUUAUAAUCCAACUAUUUACAAAGGACACGCAACUACCUGACGUAGGUAACAUGAUUCGCAAUAGGUUAGCACUGAAAAAUAUGUUUGGAAUUGUCGUAUUUACAGUUUUAAUUCAUUGAAGAUUGCUUAUUAUUGACCAAAAUACACAUUCGAAUGAAUAAUUUUUGAACAAAGUUACUGAGUCGUAACAAAAUAAGCUACUGAACAGGAGAGACUAGAAGAAAGGUUAUGUUUGGUUCUUUACGUUCACUAUAGCUUUUAUAGCCAAUUAUGCAACAAUUCACAAUGACUGACACUUUAAAGACACCUCUUAUAAGGAUAAAUUCUUAGAAUAUGGGUUGGACUUGGGUUUCACAGAUUUAUCAGUAAGCGGUGAAAACUUGUUUACCACCAAGGGCUCGGUGGUAAACAAAUUAAACCCGAUACGCAAAUAGAGACAGAAAAACUGAUACUCUGUUUCGCUCGCACUUAAGUAUUUCACGUUAAUGCCUUCUCUUUUUAGUUAUUAUUGUUAUUUUAGAAGCUCAUCUAGUUCUAUACUCUAUCUACGGAAAAAUGGAAGUUAUUUGUGGUUCUAUGCAAUCUGUAGUUCAUCAGAUUUGACAUUUUAGUUGUCACAGACACAAUGAAAUUCUCAUUUCUCGUUCCCGUACUCCGUAGUCGUUUUUCUUGUUUAGUAGUGAGUGUUUGUGUGGUUCUUAAAUAUUAUUUUUGUUUUCUGAUUUUAGGAAACUGCUCAAUUUUAAUAUAUCGUUAAUAAAGCACAAAAUAUUAAAUAAUCUAUUGUUUUUUAAAUAAAUAUUGGUAUUUUUAUAAAACAACAACAAUUAAAAUAAACUUACAUUUCAAAAUGCAAGAGACCGUUAGGAACUCAAAUGAGAGAAAAUCUAUGUUUUGCUCAUUUCUCGAAAUCCUUGAAGCUCAAGAAAAACAAGCUGAUACUGAGCGACAAAUACAAGAGGAGAAAUAUCAAAGAAGAACCCAAGUAAUUUAUGAUUUUCAUGAUCGUCAGCAGCGUAAGGCAGCAGAGUUGCAGAGGUGCCUAGAGUUUGUGUCGCAGCAUGCACAGGUGCUGGAGUCAGUAUUGCGUAGUGGAGGGGAUGACGGGGUACCAUUGUCAGCUGCCCUAGUAAGACAGGCUGCGGCAUUGCAGCGCUGCAUGACACAAUGUGUUGCUAACGCUUCGCGAAUACGACACUUGCUCGCCGCCGCGCACCGUCCUCAAAUGGACACCAUGCUUGCCAAGAUGGAGACCGAGUUGAGUGCGUGGACAGCAUUCCUCCAACGCGCCGUCGACGCCACCUACAGCUCUGAAGUCACCAUAGACAACCUCCACAAUUUGAUCGCGGAGCAGCGGCGCUGCGUGCGCGAGGUGUCUUCGAGCACGGUCUUCUCUUCCCUCUGCCGCGGGACGGAGGGGGCCGCGGAGGGGUCGGCGGGUGCGGAGGGAGAGGGCACCCCCCGCACGCCCUUCGCGGCCAGGCGUCCCUCGGCCAUGUGCAGCACUCCCAUCGCCCGCGACUAGCCCCGAGGCCUGCGCGCACUCUGCUGUCGCGCCCGCCCCGUCUGAUGUCCUCGCUUCACUCUCACACAAUUCUCUGCUUUUACUGAACUAGCCCGCGGUGCAUUCCAUUCGAAUCUACGAAUGAACGAUGAAAUGAUGAUAUGGGUUGUAGAUAUUUGAUUGAAUCCAUUCUUAAAGACAAUUACUGCACAAAAAUCGACUUACGAAAACAAAAUUAAAUUUGCCAAGAUUUCGUAGUUCAAUGUUUCAAUAAUUUUUUGUCUCUAGUUUCAAAAAUGUAGACAUCUCUGUCGUGUGUGUUAAUUCCGUUUAACUGGUGACGAUAUUUGACAUACAAUUCGGUGAAAGUCGAUCUUUUUGCAUUUAUGUUCAUAUUGAAUGUUAGUCCUGUGGAUGUUUGAGCUAUCGAUGACCAUUGCUUGGCCUUAUCGCCGAAGCUAAAUGUUGAUAAAUUAGAUGUAAGCGCGUUUAUAUACCUUUGUAAUGAAAUUGUAUGUCGGCUCGUUGGAUUCUGUGAACUUCUCGUGCUGACACAUGUGCUCUAUGAAAGAUAUACAAAAGGCGGAAUGAAAUUAUUAUAUUAUUUGUUGACUCGUCUUUAAAUUAGUAAUCUUUGUCGUAAAGUGUGUUUUUAAACUUAAACGUAGGUUAAGCAGUGUUUGACGAGUGUUUCGAACGAUUUGUACUUUUGCUAAGUCCACUAUAAAUAUGACUGUUCGUUGUGUACUUUUAUAAAUAAACGUUCGUAUAAUGUUUAGACAUGUAUCUACCUCGUUGCGGAACCUGUACUGCCAAGUUUUUGCUGAUUGUAAUAGAUUUUAGUAAAUAAAUAUUGUACGGAACGGUUUUCGGAGAAAGUUUAGAAGUCUCUUGACCGAGUUGGCCAAAGGCUAAGUUGAAAUCUUUUCCAGAUUACUGUUUUGAUAUAAAUAUUGGCGGUGUUUUCAUCGCCUCGUGUUCGUGGCUUUUUCUCAAAUAUUACUAUUAUAGAAAAAUUUAAUUAAGGUUCUCGUUGUAGAGUUAUUGCUUUAACAUUGUUAGUAACGGGUGUCUCGGUAAGAGUGCACAUUUUAAAAUAAAAACAAGUAUUUUAUGACAGAGUUGUGAUAUUUUAAGUAUGGAAUAAAAUAUCCGGCAAAUGACCCCCACGGCUCCGAUGACAGGCCAUUACUCUUUUCAUGAAAUUUUCCAUGACAUGGUGAAGGUCUUUAGUCAAAUUCGCCGCGUAGUGCUUCGUGAAAUUUGAAGUUGUUGAGAACGAUGUCGACGUUCAAGAGACCGACCGGUACGUGGACGUAAAGGAUUCUUAUCGUCCAUUUUUGACCCAGUUUCUCGGCUGAAAAUUUGGCGAAGGCGAGUUUUCACAAUUAUAACGCGUUGUUCUUUCGAAAAGCGCUCCAUUUUUGUUAAUUGGAAUAAACAGAGGUGUCAGCUGUCAAAUUUCAGAGUUGUCACUUGCAUGAAAAAAAAAUUCCAAUUUUAAAAAGUGCACUCUUACUGAGACACCCUAUAUUUCCAGCGACUCACCGCCGUGAGGGGUCGCCGUUGGCAAUUUUGAAUACGACCAAUACAGACAACACUCAUAAUUGUCUUAGCAAUUUUAGAAAACUUAUUAUAUUAUAAACUUAAUAUGAUGUUUCUUUUCUUUGUAUUUCUUUUUUUAAUUGAGCGCUGUAAAUAAUAACAUUUUGUCAAUAGUCAUAAAUGAAUUGCUUUUGUGAUUGUAGUGGUGAAUACAGCAUUUGUUUCUGAACGACUUGUCUUAAGUAAUGUCUACUAAAUAUAAACAAAAGAAACACGUCAUGAGGAGGGACGCCCGAAAUAGACGAAGUCGCGAGACAGCUCGUCGCCGGCGCAUCUCGCUGACAUUCCACGCAGACGGCGUCUUUUGACUAAAUAAAACCACUUUAUUUGAA
This is a messenger RNA of Pieris napi, 3570 nucleotides long. RefSeq lists its product as uncharacterized. The record is from RefSeq and is a predicted model, not a curated record. Lineage: Eukaryota; Metazoa; Arthropoda; Insecta; Lepidoptera; Pieridae. The transcript has 4 exons. The coding region runs from base 980 to 1654 and encodes 224 amino acids.